AUGGUGUCUCGUAGACUUCUCUCCUGGAGACAAUUACUCCUUAUAUUACACACUCUGUACGGGAUUUCGGUUGCACUUGAACGUCCUACUGGGCUUGAACGGGCGUCCAGCAGGAAUUUGACAUACACGUUAAAACUAGAAGGUGACGAUAUUAUCGGACCUUUUGCACAUAAGGAGUCUGGGUUGCUGCCUAACACGGUAGAUUUGGUCAAUACUCGUGCGGAGUCUGAACGCUGGCGAUCUGCAACCGACGCAUCCGAAACUGUGAAUCUUCCCUCGUCGGUGGAGGCCUCUGGUUCGACCACGUCCGCUGCUGAUCAACCUAAAACGAAGGAAGGUGUAUCGUCAGAGGGAAUUGUACCGACAAGCAUGUCAUCCUCUAAGCCUGGGCGCUCGUCGCAGAAAGGUUCCGGCAAUGAUGGAUGUAUGAGUGCAAUGGAUGCGGUUUCCUUUGUGAAUAAGGUCAAGAAUCGGUUCGCGGAACACCCAGAGCUUUUUAGCGAGUUUCUUCUGAUCUUGCAGGCGUACCAGCGGGAGUCGCGGCCUUUGCGGAAGGUGUAUGAGCAGGUGGAGGAGCUUUUUGACGCGGAGCCAGAUCUGAUGAAAGAUUUCAAAAAGUUCCUGCCCGAGGCCACGGCUUAUAAGCGAUGA
Molecule: messenger RNA, 651 nt
Organism: Aspergillus oryzae RIB40
Lineage: Eukaryota; Fungi; Ascomycota; Eurotiomycetes; Eurotiales; Aspergillaceae
Exons: 3
Coding region: 1-651 (216 amino acids)
Biological process (GO): negative regulation of transcription by RNA polymerase II
Cellular component (GO): Sin3-type complex; chromatin
Molecular function (GO): transcription corepressor activity
Source: RefSeq, a predicted model, not a curated record